Molecule: messenger RNA, 609 nt
Organism: Canariomyces notabilis
Lineage: Eukaryota; Fungi; Ascomycota; Sordariomycetes; Sordariales; Chaetomiaceae
Exons: 1
Coding region: 1-609 (202 amino acids)
Source: RefSeq, a predicted model, not a curated record
AUGCCCGGUCGCCGGGUAUCCUUUGAUCUCGGGAGCAGCAAGCCGACCAGGAGCGGGCGAGGCCACCAUCACAACCGCAGAAGCCACAGCGCCGAGCGUGUCCACCGUCUGGCGGACGACUUCCCCGAGAUGCGUCCGGCACCGUCCUACGACCAGCUCGUGCGCGAGAACCACAUCCUCAAGCUCGAUCUCCGCGAAAAGGACCAGGAGCUACAGCGGGAGCGGGCGCUGGCGGAGCACUACCGCGAGCAGGCCGUCGACCUGCAGCGGUCGCUGGACGCCAACUCGGACCAGGACGCGCGGCGCGACGGCAAGCUCAAGGAUCUGAGAAAGAAAAACGCCCGGCUCGAGGUCGAGAACGCCGACCUCGCGGCGCAGAUCCGUGACCUCGGCCGCCAGCUGCGCGAGGCCCUCGACGCCCGCGCCGCCAGAAUUCAUAUUGAGGUGGAGAGGUGGAAGAACGAGGCGGCCGACUGGCGUCGUCGCUACGAGGAAACCCACGCCCGCUACGAAGACGUCCAUCGCCGCCUGGACCGCAUGCGUCGAAACAUGGACGAUGUCGUGCAGGAGAAUACCACGCUCAAGGUCCAGUUGAGGCGCGGGUGGUGA